AUGGAGAAUUAUAAUCAAACAACAACAGAUUUCAUCUUAUUGGGGUUGUUUCCACCAACAAGAAUUGGCCUGUUUCUCUUCACUCUAAUCAUUCUCAUUUCCAUAAUUGCUCUGAUUGGCAACUUCUCCAUGAUUCUCCUCAUCCUCUUGGACUCCCAUCUCCACACUCCUAUGUAUCUCCUACUUAGUCAACUCUCCCUUGUGGACCUGAAUUGCAUCUCAACCAUUGUCCCCAAGAUGGCAUCCAGUCAUCUGUUUGGAAAUAAGUCUCUCUCCUUCAUUGGCUGUGAGGUUCAAAGUUUCUUCUUGACUUUAGCGGGUGCAGAAGCUCUGCUCUUGACAUCUAUGGCCUAUGACCAUUAUGUGGCUAUAUGUUUUCCACUCCACUAUCCCUUUUGUAUGAGCAAAAGAAUGUAUGUGCUGAUGAUAACAGGAUCUUGGAUCAUGGGCUCUAUCAAUGCCUGUGCCCACACUGCAUAUGCACUCCAUAUCCCAUACUGCAGAUCCAGGGACAUAAAUCAUUUCUUCUGUGAUCUCCCAGCCAUGCUGCCUCUGGCAUGCAUGGGCACUUGUGUCUAUGAGUACACAGUGUUUGUGAGCACUGCCCUCUUCCUUGUGUUUCCUUUCAUUGUAAUCACAUGUUCCUAUGGCCAGGUUCUCCUUGUUGUUCACUGCAUGCAGUCAGUGGAAGGGAGGAAGGCUUAUUCAACAUGUAGUUCCCACCUCACUGUGGUGACUUUCUACUAUGCACCCUUUGCUUACACCUAUCUAUGCCCUAGACCCCUCUGACCUCCAACAGAUGAUAAGGUUCUGGCUGUCUUCUAUGUCAUCCUCAACCUCAUGCUCAACCCUUUCUUCUACAGCCUGAGAAACAAGAAGGUGGUAGGGGCUCUGAGAAGAGUGACUCAGAGAAUGUGCUCUGUUAAAAGGCAGACAAAUUUCCUCCAUUAG
This is a messenger RNA of Choloepus didactylus (southern two-toed sloth), 951 nucleotides long. Its product is annotated as olfactory receptor 2L5-like. The record is from RefSeq and is a predicted model, not a curated record. Gene Ontology annotation, cellular component: membrane. The transcript has a single exon. Lineage: Eukaryota; Metazoa; Chordata; Mammalia; Pilosa; Megalonychidae. Gene Ontology annotation, molecular function: G protein-coupled receptor activity; olfactory receptor activity. Gene Ontology annotation, biological process: G protein-coupled receptor signaling pathway.